GACGGCGGGACGAAAACAGGACUGUCAAAUCUACGAAUAUGUCAUGACAGUCACGUGGUUUGACGCACGUGUGACGGCCGCGAAUUAAGUGGUGGAAAUGAAAAAUCUUUCAACGUAGUGCACAAAGAUAUUUUUAUCUGCUCCGAAAGCUCUAACAGCAUGAAGGAGGAUUACUCGGUUCUUUCGCCGAAAUUUGGCGGAGGACCGCAGGGACUAGGUGAUCCUAACGACAAAAGUUUAAGGAAGGUAGAGAAAGAUGUGUUGGUACCUAAGUUGAUGCGAGAGAAAACCAAAUCCGAAAAAUGUGUCAACGAGGUCAAAGAAUUUCAUGAUUGCUGUCUUAAUUCUGGUCUACUGCACGUCAUAAAAUGUAGGAAAGAAAAUAAUAAGAUGAAGGCCUGCAUGGAAAAGUGGUUCUACAAUCAAGACUUCAUUAAAGAAUGCACAGAGCAGUAUCUGGAGGAAAGGAGCGAAUUUAGAAGGACUGGUAUUCCCAAAAAGCAAAAAAGCAUUAGACUGGAGAGCUCAUCAAUGUGAACAUAUAGAUAAUGAAUUGGCAAUUGUACAGAGAUAUUAUCGAAACUAUGUUUUUCAUUUAGCUUUUUAGAUAUAACAUCUGUAAUUGGUUUACCAAUAAUUCUAUCAGUAAAUCAAGUUUGAAAAUUGCUUAGAGAUUGCUUUAAUAAAGCUAAAAACGGAUUAUUGGGAGUUAAAAUUAUAUUAAUUCUUGCAUUGAAUUCACGUUGUAGUUGAAUGUCUACAUGGUAAACUGUUUUAAAUUGUUGCUUUCUAUUGCUUCUACUUGUUGUGUGGCAAUGUAAAAUAGUAUUCUAUAUAUGUGCCAUUGUAGUAUAAUCAAAACAUUCUCAACGAGUACAUUCCAGAUAGCAUAUAGAGAGUUCGAAAAGAAUUCAGCGAUAUGUCAUCAAUUCUGACUUCAUUUUCAGAUGCAACAAGAAUUUUUUUCAGAAAAAGAAUUCUUUUUGCAUGUGAAAAUAAAUUCAGAAUUGAUGACAUAUCACUGAAUUCUUUUUGAACUCUGUGCUAUAAUAUCUGGGAUAAUAAACAUCUAAUAAUGGUACUUUGUAGGAACAAAGAUCUACAACAAAGAAUAAAAAAAUAAUAUAAACAUUUGACUAACAAUAAGAAUAUAGACAUUUGACAGAACUGGCACAUGUUAUCUUAAAUAAAAAUUUGUUUAAAAAAUUGAGUCACGCGAAUUUAAUUCCCAUAUUCUUGCAGAUUUUUAACUGCUGACUCCGCUCAAAUCGCCAAC
Messenger RNA from Trachymyrmex cornetzi, 1276 nucleotides. RefSeq names its product COX assembly mitochondrial protein homolog. The transcript has 4 exons. The record is from RefSeq and is a predicted model, not a curated record. Gene Ontology annotation, cellular component: mitochondrion. Lineage: Eukaryota; Metazoa; Arthropoda; Insecta; Hymenoptera; Formicidae. The coding region runs from base 160 to 537 and encodes 125 amino acids.